Molecule: messenger RNA, 1029 nt
Organism: Leptonychotes weddellii (Weddell seal)
Lineage: Eukaryota; Metazoa; Chordata; Mammalia; Carnivora; Phocidae
Source: RefSeq, a predicted model, not a curated record
AUGCCUUUUCAUGUCAAAAACAUACUCUCCUAUACCAUCCUUACUUUCUUCCAGAAGGCAGCACUGAAUGUCAGAGACAAUGUCGGGGAAGAGGUGGACGCGGAGCAGCUGAUCCAGGAGGCCUGUCGGAGCUGCCUGGAGCAGUUUCCAGAUGAAGAAACUACGGCUCAGAACAAGCAAGAAUUAGAACAGCUGAGGACUCUCUCUGCAAGUGGUGACUUCACUCUUCAAGUCACAGCCCCUUUUGGUACCGUGGGGCCUAUCUGCCUUCCUGCCUCAAGGGGUGUGCUCAGCAGAAAUGACAUCAAGUCUAAAAAUGUCUGUGUUCCCAAAAUAGAAGUGAACCUGUUUAUAUCUGGAAUUACGAACUGUUCUAAAAGUGCUAUGAGCAUAGGAGGCAAUGAAGAGAGUACACUAGAAGGUACAGAGCCCAGAGGCAAAAGGGAGCGGAGUACAUCCAAGGGACAGAAAGAAGCCAGAGUUGCUGGUUUUCAGAGGGUGGAGAGAAUGAUACUUGGUGAGGUUGGAAAGCCCUUCCAGUAUGCAGCUGACCCCCAGGACAAGCACUGGCUGGCUGAGCAGCAUCACAUGCGGGCAACAGGGGGGAAGAUGGCCUACCUCCUCAUCGAGGAGGACAUCCGGGACCUCGCAGCCAGUGAUGACUACAGAGGAUGUCUGGACCUGAAGUUGGAGGAACUGAAAUCCUUUGUGCUACCCUCCUGGAUGGUCGAGAAGAUGCGAAAGUACAUGGAGACACUACGGACAGAGAACGAGCAUCGUGCUGUUGAAGCACUUCCACAGACCUGACCAAAGCCAAGUCCCCUGGCUACACUUGGCAGCCCUCUUCCAAGGCCCUGUCACCCACUGAGGCCACUGCUGGGACUGCUUCUGGAUGGAUCUCAGCGGCAUUAAGCUGUGCCUGGGCUAGUCUGUAGUGACUCACUACAGAGCACCCCCAGACUGGCACGUGGUUCUAUAUUUGUAAAGUUAUCGGGUUAAAAAGCAAUUAAACAGUUUGUAAUAAACACA